This is a messenger RNA of Juglans microcarpa x Juglans regia, 2258 nucleotides long. Its product is annotated as tyrosyl-DNA phosphodiesterase 1. Gene Ontology annotation, molecular function: double-stranded DNA binding; protein binding; 3'-tyrosyl-DNA phosphodiesterase activity. The record is from RefSeq and is a predicted model, not a curated record. The coding region runs from base 10 to 2097 and encodes 695 amino acids. Gene Ontology annotation, biological process: single strand break repair; double-strand break repair. Gene Ontology annotation, cellular component: nucleus. The transcript is spliced from 17 exons. NCBI's taxonomy places the organism in Eukaryota, Viridiplantae, Streptophyta, Magnoliopsida, Fagales, Juglandaceae.
UUCCUUCAGAUGCUGCAGUUUAUUCUGCUCGAUUUUCUUCGUUUCCCCAACGAUACCCUUCCCAAAUCCUCUCUGAGGCUCUUUCGAUCUCAUGCUAACAAGCAUUCUCUAAUGGCUCAGUCUCAGAUUGGAUAUUUGGUUCCGCUUAUGCAAAAUCUUGUCGAAGACGCUUCAAUCCCAAAGCUCACCCUCUCUGAGGGCGCAAACUUGAUUGGCCGCAACAACCUCCCAGUGCCCGACAAGCGGCUCAGCCGCAAGCACAUCACUCUAACCGCUUCCGCCGAUGGCUCCUCCGCCAACUUGUUUGUGGAGGGUACGAAUCCCAUUGUGGUCAAUUCCGGGAAUAAGAGAAGGAAGUUGUGUUCUCAAGAAAGCGCUACCAUUUCAGACGGUGCUAUUAUAGAGCUGAUUCCAGGGCAUCAUUUUUUCAAGUACGUAUCGUCGGGUGGUGACGAAAACGCACCUUUGCGUCAGACCCAUAAGAGGAAUGAAGCAAGAGAGUUCGGUAAAGGAGAGGAACCAUGUCGAAGGAGGCCGCAUCAAACAUCUGAACGCAUAUCCUUUGGUACCAAAUCUCAGAUUGGAAAUUCAGGGCACUCCCAGUCUAAGGGAGAGAGUAAUGAGAUGGCUAUCCGACAUUUUCAUGUCUCUAAUGAUAAGUUACCUUGGACUUUUCGGCUCUUGCAAGUGAAAGAGCUGCCAGCAUGGGCAAACACCUCUUGUGUUUCAUUAAGUGAUGUGAUUCAGGGGGAUAUUCUCAUCGCUAUCCUUUCAAAUUACAUGGUAGACAUCAACUGGUUGUUACCCGCAUGUCCAGCACUUGCAAAAAUCCCUCAUGUAUUGGUAGUUCAUGGAGAAGGUGAUGGCACAUUGGAUCAUAUGAAGAGAAAUAAGCCUGCAAACUGGAUUCUGCAUAAACCACCCUUACCUAUUUCAUUUGGGACUCACCAUUCAAAGGCCAUGAUUCUUGUCUAUCCUAAGGGAGUGAGGAUUAUUGUACACACAGCAAAUUUAAUAUAUGUAGAUUGGAACAACAAAAGUCAGGGUUUGUGGAUGCAAGACUUCCCAUGGAAAGAUCAAAAUAGCCCAAGCAAAGGGUGUGGAUUUGAAAAUGACUUGAUUGAUUAUCUCAGUGCCUUGAAGUGGCCUGAAUUCUCUGUCAAAUUACCAGCCCUUGGAAACUUCAAUAUCAAUCCAACUUUCUUUAGGAAGUUUGAUUAUAGCAAUGCGGCGGUCAGAUUGAUUGCAUCUGUUCCUGGAUAUCACAGGGGUACCAAUCUGAAGAAGUGGGGACACAUGAAGCUACGAACUGUUCUCCAGGAGUGUACUUUUGAUAAAGAAUUUAAAAAGUCCCCACUUGCUUAUCAGUUCUCUUCCCUCGGUUCUUUGGAUGAGAAGUGGCUGGCUGAGCUGGCUUCCUCCAUGUCAUCGGGCUUCUCAGAAGAUAAGACACCACUUGGUCUUGGGGAACCACGCAUUAUAUGGCCUACUGUGGAAGAUGUCAGAUGCUCUUUAGAGGGUUAUGCAGCUGGAAAUGCCAUUCCAAGUCCACUGAAGAAUGUGGAGAAAGAAUUCUUGAAGAAGUAUUGGGCAAAGUGGAGGGCAGGCCACACCGGUCGCUGUCGUGCAAUGCCACAUAUAAAGACAUACACCCGGUAUAAUGGUCAGCAACUUGCUUGGUUUUUGCUGACUUCAGCAAAUCUUAGCAAAGCUGCCUGGGGAGCCCUCCAGAAAAAUAAUACCCAGUUGAUGAUCCGAUCUUAUGAGCUGGGAGUGCUAUUUUUACCAUCUUCUACUGAAAGACACGGUUCUGAAUUUUCUUGUACAAGUAAUGGUGAUGUAAUGGAGGAUAAGAGCAGAUUAUUAGAAAAUUCUGAAGUACCAAGAACGACACAAGUUACCCUAACUUGGCAAGGAAGUAGGAAUUCUGACCCAACAUCUGAAGUAAUUCCAUUGCCUAUACCUUAUGAACUCCCUCCUCAACCAUACACUCCUGAAGAUGUACCCUGGUCUUGGGACCGGCAAUAUACUAAGAAAGAUGUUUAUGGUCAAGUUUGGCCACGACAAGUACAGAUGUAUUCUAUUCAAGAUUCCUGACAUCUUUAAUGUAUAUACAAGGAACUCCAUUAGUGUUUCUUUCUUUUUGGUUCUCGAUCUUCAUUUGAUGUGUAUCAUAAAAUGGGGUCGUCGACUCCAUGAAUCUAGAUUUGUACUCAUUUUAGAUGAGUUUUUCUAUUUUUUUUUUUUUUAUGCAUAAA